Molecule: messenger RNA, 3455 nt
Organism: Phasianus colchicus (ring-necked pheasant)
Lineage: Eukaryota; Metazoa; Chordata; Aves; Galliformes; Phasianidae
Source: RefSeq, a predicted model, not a curated record
AAUGUGCAAAUACAUUAAUCCAUUCAAAAAGGAACCAACAGACGAAUGUCAGUUCUGUUUCUGUAAAUAUUUCAAUUCAGAGCUUUAGGAGGUGUGUUGUUGUAUUUAUGUGCAUUACCUGUGAAUAAUAGGUUGUCAUCUAAAAUCAUAUAUUACAUUUUGGAGAGUAUCAUGAAGAAUUCCACAGUUUUAAUUUUUAUUCAGUGUAAUAAUUGUGAUUUUUAAAGAAAAGAAAGACUCGUUUCUGGGGUCUGAUUCCAGUUUACUCUGAGCAAAUGGAACAUCUAGUUUUCUAAAUACAAAUUGUCCAGCCCCCUACAGCAAAAGAUGGUGGGAACUUGAGUUGUUCUGUUUUUCAUUGUAUUGAACAAUCUUGAGUAAAAGCCUUAGGUCUUAGUUUCUUUAUUUAAAGCUAGAAUUCAAACUACAGUAUAUCUCCUGCUAACAUUUACUUUCUUUCUGUUUCUUCUUCAAUGUUAUUUUGCUGUGUGUGGAUGAUUUUGGCAAAUAAGGCACCUCUGCCACCACCUAGAAAACAAAGCUUUCAGAAAGCAAGAGUAGCUAAUCACAACAAUGCAAUUAAUCUCCAGAUAGUAACAACUGAGCCAGCUAAACACCCUCCUACAGAUACUGGCUAUUACACUGACGAGAAGUCUGCCCAGAAGAUAAUAUCUUCUCAGAUAUCUAACACAGAUGUGUCCUAUGUACAAACAAUCACUAGACCCCUGACCACUAUCUCCAGUGUAGGCACAAGCACAGUAGCUGGUAUAAGUGCCACUCUCCAUCAAGGCCAAACACAGCAGCCUCAAAAGCGGAGGGUAUCUACCCUUAAAUUAACCCGGACACAAGAUCCAGCAAGUGGUGUUCACUGUAAUGUACAGCAACAGCUCAAGCCCAUUGAAAUGCCAAUAUUUUCACAAAGGCCUGUCUCACCUGCCUGUAACCCCAUGUCUGAGGUACACACAGCAUCUCUUUCCAUUCAGAUAGCUCCCAUUCCUGACAAUAAUGCAGAGCCUGAAAUCCAAGAACAUCCACCUAGUAUUUCUCCAGACACUUCAAAGAUGUCUUCAAAGGAUGUGGGACAAAAGUCUACAGUUCUUCCUUCUUCACAGGCUGCAGAAUGCCAUGUGGUAUAUUUAAUUUUUCCAUCUUUUAUUUUAGAUCACUCAUGAAUCACUUAACUCUCUUUAGCUAUACUUACUUUAUCAAAGUUAGACCUUCUGUUUUCUGGGUAAAACUACCUGUCACAUGAAUCAAACUAGAUCUGAGCAAAACAUAGUUUUUGGAAGGAUAUUGUACCAAAAAAAAAAAAGAAAAGAAAAGAAAAGGCAACUGAGCUGGAAAGUAGACUUCCUUGUUCCUCUGUGAGCACUUUAUGGAGUGCAAAUGCAAUAGGAAAUUAGUGAAUUGUAGGUUGAGGUGUUGCAUCAUUAAAACACUGUGUUGACAUAGGUGCUGUGGAAGGAUAGCAUAUGGGUGAGAAAUGGUUGUUGUUUUUUUCUGCAAAUGUGACUCUGGCAGUUUCCUAGGCCCACCAAAUAAUUUUCUACGUGUUUUCAGCAGGGCAGUUCUUGCUGUCUUCGAAGUCCUGUGUGAUAGGUUAAGUUAGUCUUUUAAGUCAAUCACCUCUACACAACAAGGCAAGGCAUUUCUAAAUCCUUCUGUUUCCUGCAAAACCUGUGCCUACUGAGAUGAAAAUUCUAUACUGAUCUCAUCCAGGAGAAAUGUGGAUAUCAAGCACGUAGUAUAGGAAUAACAAGCCAGCAGUCUCACAGAAGCAACUCUGUCUUGUGUAUGAAGAGAUGCUAUCAAGCAUCGUAGUAAGUAGUAAUAGGAGGAUCACUUUUCAUGUACAUGUAAAAUAAUCUUUUUUUUUUUUUUUAAAUCACCUGUGGGAGUGAGCUCAGAUUCCUCCUGUGAAUGUAUUUUGCUAUGCACCAGUGAUACAAAUUAUGGCAAGCAGCCUGUGUGGUUCUUGUCUAUUGUUAUUUGUUACCUUAAAGACAUAAGUUUUUAAAACAUCUCUAGUAAGCCUGGUAUAUACUGGGGAAAAAAUAUAUAUAUUCAAAAAUCUUAAUCAAAUCUGCAGCAGUUGACAGACAGCACUUUUCCUUAUUUCUUGGUUACGGUCCUCUUAGAGUAGCUAGAUCAGAUGCAGUACUAGGAAGGGAAGGGAUAUUAGCAUGUUUUGAUGAAUAAUUAAAUGUAGUAAAACAUGUUCAAGGAUUAAAAAAUAAGUUCCCAUGAUUGUUGGUUGCAGUGGAUAAGAGUCAUACUAGGCUGUUGAGGAAGUACAGCCUAUACUGAAAGAUUGCCAUGUGGUCCAGGGGUCAGAUAGCUAGGUCUUAGAAAGGAUGGAAAAAGUUUCCUAGGGUCUAGAAGAGUUAGCAGGGUUUAUUACCAUUCUGAAAGUUAAUUAAUCAGGUAAAAUAGGCCUGGAAGGAGUAAUACAAAAGAAAUACAUACUUGCAAAAAAAAAAAAUCUGUGGAUAAACUUUUUUCUCUGCAUUACCUAGUCACAUAAAGAAUUUUCUUUUUUAGAAGUUAAUUACCAGUCUACUAGGUUAUCUGAAUUGGAAAGCCCUUCAAAUAGUUGGUAGGGAUUGCUGUAGGUCUAAGCAUAUCUGCCUUAUAGCUUAGUCUGAACCAGGAUCCCAUCAUGGCAUAUUUAUGUUUGUCAAGUUUGCCAACAUCAGUGUGUCUACUUUGAAGUAACAUGGCACAAUCAUGCAAACUUGAAGCCCAUUGACAGCACUGUGUCAACAAAGUAAUAUAUCUUGUUCUUUGAAAAUAUCAUGCUCAAUCAGGUCUUUACUGUGGAAGCCAAAAGUUUCUGUGUUAGCUAUAGAAUAGUUGAACAAUUUGUAAUGUGUCAAUUUUCUUCUUCAAGUUGAAGCGGGAAUUUUGAUCUGAGCAAAACUCUGUGAAAUUACUGGUCAACAACUUGCAGUGCUGCUUUUGAAUUAACCAUUCCAUUAACCACUGGAAGCACAUAAGACUUGCAGUGAAAUUUGUCUUUCUUGAGAUUAGAGAUAAAACUGUUGUCAAAACUAUUCUAUUGAAAUAUGCAUUAUUUAGAGUACUUAAGGAAAAACAAGUUGCUUUGUCCUUGAAAAGAGCCAGUUCACUAUUUAGUGUUUUCUGUUCAAGGCUCAUAAUAAAGAAAUCAUAUCAGAAACAGGAAGGUUGAGCACGAUAUUUUGAUGGUAGCUGGGAUAGGCCCAAAAAUUAUAGGACAGAGGCUUGCAAGCCUUUGAAAACAAGCAUCGAGAGAAGCCAUCAGACUGUGGAACUGAUGUGAGUGUAGCCAGUGUAACUUGAGCAUUUGUGUGUUUUCACUUAAAAAUAGUUGUUUGUCCUGUUAACAAUGUGGUGCUUUGUAUAUUCUCAAAUAAAUCAGCUUCUCUCAAACAAAAGUGGUAUUACAACAUCUAACACUUAUUAGGAAAAAUACC